Oikopleura dioica is the source of this 1212-nucleotide messenger RNA. The record is from the annotation of a GenBank genome assembly. NCBI's taxonomy places the organism in Eukaryota, Metazoa, Chordata, Appendicularia, Copelata, Oikopleuridae.
AUGGCGAAGCUGCAGAAACUUCGAUAUUUUGAAAUUACUAAAGAUGCUUUCCACGAUCAAAUUAUGGCUGCUCUUCGACUGGAUGAGCCUCUGCUGAUUUAUGCUAACUCAUCGAAGCUUUCUCAAGAGUCUUGGAAGAAAGUGAUGACGCUGGUCACGACAAAGGAUAUUUUCUCAAUCAUCGACUUUGAAGAUGUUUUCCGAGCACUCGAUCCAACUGGUUAUUAUAAAAACAUGAGCAAAGUGCGCGACACCGCCAUCGAAAAGAUCCAACAACGAUGGCUAACACAGAUGGUCUUUGUUCUCGCAAUUGAUCCAUCUCAUCUUCCAGAAAUCAACAAGCACUUGCCCUCAUCAUUCCGAAUCAACGUGGAUCGUUGGGAAGAAUCCGACUGGAUGACCACAGCGCAUCACUUGAUCAAAAGUCCUGGAAAAAUAAACCAAGUUUGCACCAUCUUCGCGGCGUACAUGACAAAACUACCAGUUCAUUUCUCGCCCGAGUACGGCUCCAAGAUCUUGAAAGAAUACGAUGAGCUCGUGAAAAUCAAGUCACAGCAGAUUUCAGCGGAAUUAGAGGAAACUAAAGCCGUGAAUAACUCAAUUCAGGAGGCGCACGAUGCAUUUAGCCGAAGAACUCUAGAAUACAAUGAUGAUAAAGAACGACUCGACGCAAUGGUUAAAAACCUCGAAGAACUGAGAAAAGCAUCUGAUGAUGCGCUUGAAGAAUACAGAACUAACUUCAACAAAAACCUCGAAAUCGAGCAGCGAUUUUCCCAUCUCCAGCAAAUCGUCAACGUUUUACGAGAAGAGACGGAUAUUUCCAGCCGAGUCCAUCCGCUGUUCCAAAAGGCGCAAAAUGUUCUGAAAAACUUGGACAUUCGCGAUUUUGAAGAAAUCCGAACUUAUCGAAAGCCUCCAGCAUCGGUUGUUCUCGUCGUCGAGUCCAUCUGCUUGUUGUUCAACGAAGAGCCGACUUUUGAAUGCGGAACGACUUUGCUCCACAAAGACAACUUUUUCCUCGAGCUGGAAUUUUUCGAAAAAGAAAAAGUAACAAAACAAGCGUUUCAAAAACUCCGACAUCGGCUCGAACGCGUCGACGAAAAGAAGUCGCCAAUGCGUCUAAACCCGCUUUGGGGCUGCUUCACUGGCUUCAAGCAAUCGUCGGCUUCUCCACAACUUACAACGAAAUGCUUCCAACGCUCAAGCGGCUGA